GAGAAGAGGCGGGUGGUUCCAGGCUUUCCUCUUUUAUCUUCAAAUCCAUUUGUGUUUUCUUCUCCACACGAUCAUCUCCGCCCUUCUUCUUCUUCUUCUUCUUCUUCUUCGUCUACUUCUUCUGCUUCUUCUCUUUCUGGCUUUCCUUCGUUGAUCAACCAUGGCUCUUCAGUCCAUGGUUCCUCUGUCACAGCUUCUCUAUUCUAAUGGUCUAGCAGCCAGUGUUUCGCCUUCACCAGUGAAGGCAAGUCCAGUUUUCGCGGCACACAGAGGACUUCUGUUUGGAGAUUUCGCUGGUCUUUGUUGUAAAUCGAAGCGUACGAGACGGAGAAUCGGAGGAGGGGCACGGAAAGGUCAGGGAUCGUUAUCGAGGAGCUGGUCGUCGGUGAAAGCAGUUCUUGACCUGGAACGCAUCGACGUUGUUCCAAAGGAUUCUAAUGGUGUUCGUCAACAUAAGGAAACCAAGGUUUCAAACUUGGAAGAUAUUAUAUCAGAGAGAGGAGCUUGUGGAGUUGGAUUCAUUGCAAACUUAGAAAACAAAGCAUCACAUGAGAUUGUAAAGGAUGCACUCACAGCCCUUGGCUGCAUGGAACAUCGUGGUGGAUGUGGGGCAGAUAAUGAUUCUGGCGAUGGUGCUGGAUUGAUGACUUCGAUUCCUUGGGAUCUAUUCAACAAUUGGGCCAAUACACAAGGGAUUGUUUCUUUUGACAACUUGCAAACUGGUGUGGGAAUGGUUUUUCUUCCCAAGGAUGAAAACUUUAUGAAAGAAGCCAAAACAGUUAUUGAAAAUAUCUUUAGAGAAGAAGGUCUUGAGGUACUUGGAUGGAGACCCGUUCCUGUUAAUGUAUCUGUAGUUGGUUACUAUGCAAAACAAACCAUGCCCAACAUACAGCAAAUAUUUGUAAAAAUUUCGAAGGAAGAAAAUAUUGAUGAUAUUGAAAGGGAACUAUACAUCUGCCGGAAGUUGAUUGAAAGAGCAUCCAAGUCAGAAAAGUGGGGUGAUGAGCUUUAUUUCUGUUCUUUGUCCAAUCAAACUAUAGUUUACAAGGGUAUGCUUCGCUCUGAAGUUCUGGGGCAAUUUUAUUCUGAUCUCCGGAGUGAUCUUUAUAAAUCUCCUUUGGCCAUCUACCAUCGGAGAUAUAGCACAAAUACUAGUCCCAGAUGGCCACUUGCACAGCCUAUGAGGUUACUUGGCCAUAAUGGAGAGAUCAAUACGAUACAGGGUAACUUGAACUGGAUGCAAUCUCGAGAAACCUCACUCAAGUCUCCUGUUUGGCGUGGUCGUGAAAAUGAAAUUUGUCCUUUUGGAAACUCGAAGGCAUCUGACUCUGCGAACCUUGAUAGUGCAGCUGAAUUGUUACUAAGAAGUGGCCGCAGUCCAGAGGAAGCUCUUAUGAUUCUUGUCCCAGAGGCAUACAAGAAUCAUCCUACAUUGACAAUAAAAUAUCCGGAGGUUGUUGAUUUUUAUGACUUUUACAAGGGUCAGAUGGAGGCUUGGGAUGGCCCUGCUUUACUCUUAUUUAGUGAUGGAAAAACAGUGGGGGCUUGUCUUGAUCGAAACGGCCUUCGCCCUGCUAGGUAUUGGAAGACAGUAGACAAUGUUGUCUAUGUUGCUUCUGAGGUCGGUGUCCUGCCAAUGGAUGAAUCAAAAAUCACAAUGAAAGGCCGUCUAGGUCCGGGAAUGAUGAUAGCUGUUGAUCUACAGAAUGGCAAGGUUUAUGAGAACACGGAUGUUAAAAAGCGAGUGGCAUCGUCAUAUCCAUAUGGAAAGUGGUUGAAUGAAAACAUGAGAUCCUUGCAGACUGUCAACUUUCUUUCCACCUCAGUUAUGGAUAAUGAGGCAAUUUUAAGAUGUCAACAGGCAUAUGGCUAUUCGAGCGAGGAUGUCCAGAUGGUUAUUGAAACCAUGGCUGCACAAGGGAAGGAGCCUACGUUUUGCAUGGGGGAUGAUAUCCCAUUGGCUGUACUGUCUCAGAAGGCACACAUGCUUUAUGAUUACUUCAAGCAAAGAUUUGCACAGGUUACCAACCCAGCGAUUGACCCCCUUAGAGAAGGAUUAGUUAUGUCACUUGAAGUCAACAUAGGGAAGCGUGGAAACAUCCUAGACGUUGGACCAGAAAAUGCUGCACAGGUUAUUUUGUCUAGUCCUGUGUUGAAUGAAGGGGAGCUUGAGUUGUUGAUAAAGGAUCCCAACCUGAAACCUCAAGUAUUACCAACGUUUUUUGAUAUUGGGCAAGGGGUUGAGGGUUCCAUAGAAAAGACAAUAAAGAAACUAUGUGAAGCUGCUGAUGAAGCUGUUCGAAGUGGUUCACAACUUCUUAUUCUCUCUGACCGCUCUGAGGAACUGGAACCAACCCGGCCUGCUAUCCCUAUUCUUCUAGCUGUUGGUGCAGUUCACCAGCAUCUAAUUCAAAAUGGCUUGCGGACGUCGGCUUCUAUUGUUGCUGAAACUGCUCAGUGCUUCAGCACCCAUCAGUUCGCUUGUUUAAUUGGAUAUGGUGCCAGUGCUGUAUGUCCAUACCUGGCAUUGGAAACCUGUCGCCACUGGCGUUUAAGCAACAAAACUGUGAACUUGAUGCGAAAUGGGAAGAUGCCUACUGUUACGAUUGAGCAGGCUCAAAAGAACUUUUGCAAGGCAGUUAAAUCUGGACUUCUCAAAAUUCUUUCUAAGAUGGGCAUCUCUUUGCUUUCCAGUUAUUGUGGGGCACAGAUAUUUGAGAUUUAUGGCUUGGGAAAAGAAAUUGUUGAUCUUGCAUUCUGUGGAAGUGUUGCCAAAAUUGGUGGGCUAAGUCUUGAUGAGUUGGCUCGGGAAAGUUUAUCUUUCUGGGUGAAGGCUUUCUCAGAGGAUACAGCUAAGAGAUUAGAAAAUUUUGGAUUUAUACAGUUCAGACCAGGAGGAGAAUAUCAUGGAAAUAACCCAGAGAUGUCAAAGCUGCUACAUAAAGCAGUUCGGCAAAAGAGUGAGAGUGCCUAUUCGGUCUAUCAGCAACACCUAUCUAACAGACCUGUGAAUGUACUUCGUGAUCUUCUUGAGUUUAAAAGUGACCGGUCCCCGAUACCUGUGGGAAAGGUUGAACCUGCAACUUCCAUUGUUCAGCGCUUCUGCACUGGUGGUAUGUCACUCGGUGCGAUUUCGAGAGAAACUCAUGAAGCAAUUGCAAUUGCAAUGAAUAGACUUGGUGGAAAAUCUAACUCAGGAGAAGGUGGUGAGGAUCCUAUUCGUUGGAAACCACUUACAGAUGUCAUUGAUGGUUACUCUCCAACACUUCCACAUCUCAAAGGUCUUCAGAAUGGGGACACUGCCACAAGUGCAAUCAAACAGGUUGCUUCAGGGCGUUUUGGUGUCACCCCGACAUUUUUGGUCAAUGCUGAUCAGUUAGAAAUCAAAAUUGCGCAAGGUGCAAAGCCUGGGGAAGGUGGGCAGUUGCCUGGGAAAAAAGUUAGUGCAUACAUUGCCAGACUGAGAAAUUCUAAACCUGGGGUUCCACUUAUAUCUCCACCUCCACAUCAUGACAUUUAUUCUAUCGAAGAUCUGGCACAGUUAAUUUUUGACCUUCAUCAGGUCAAUCCUAAGGCUAAGGUAUCUGUUAAGCUUGUAGCAGAAGCUGGAAUUGGAACUGUUGCUUCUGGUGUUGCAAAGGGUAAUGCUGAUGUAAUACAGAUAUCAGGGCAUGACGGGGGAACUGGAGCCAGCCCCAUAAGUUCUAUUAAGCAUGCUGGUGGUCCUUGGGAACUUGGACUCACAGAAACACACCAGACACUCAUUGCAAAUGGACUUAGAGAAAGGGUUAUUCUCAGAGUUGAUGGUGGCUUCAAAAGUGGGGUUGAUGUUCUAAUGGCUGCAGCAAUGGGUGCUGAUGAGUAUGGGUUUGGUUCUGUGGCAAUGAUUGCUACUGGAUGUGUUAUGGCGCGUAUCUGCCACACAAAUAAUUGCCCUGUGGGUGUUGCUAGUCAGAGAGAAGAACUACGUGCCCGUUUCCCUGGUGUUCCAGGUGAUCUUGUCAACUACUUCUUGUAUGUUGCUGAGGAGGUCAGAGGCAUGUUAGCACGACUGGGAUAUGAGAAGAUGGAUGAUAUAAUUGGACAGACAGGCUUGUUAAAACAACGGAAUGUGUCAUUAAUGAAGACUCAGCAGCUUGACCUCAGCUACAUUCUCUCAUGUGUGGGGGUUCCAAAGUGGAGCAGCACUGCCAUUAGGACUCAAGAUGUUCAUACUAAUGGUGUUGUUCUAGAUGAUCUUCUUCUUUCAGAUCCAGGGGUAAACUGUCUUUUCUGCACCCACUGGUUCUGCUAAUUGGACGUAGUAUUC
This is a messenger RNA of Macadamia integrifolia, 4309 nucleotides long. RefSeq names its product ferredoxin-dependent glutamate synthase 1, chloroplastic/mitochondrial-like. Gene Ontology annotation, biological process: ammonia assimilation cycle. The coding region runs from base 161 to 4294 and encodes 1377 amino acids. The transcript has 27 exons. Gene Ontology annotation, molecular function: glutamate synthase (NADH) activity. The record is from RefSeq and is a predicted model, not a curated record. Lineage: Eukaryota; Viridiplantae; Streptophyta; Magnoliopsida; Proteales; Proteaceae.